Messenger RNA from Gambusia affinis (western mosquitofish), 1473 nucleotides. RefSeq names its product intercellular adhesion molecule 1-like. Gene Ontology annotation, molecular function: integrin binding. NCBI's taxonomy places the organism in Eukaryota, Metazoa, Chordata, Actinopteri, Cyprinodontiformes, Poeciliidae. Gene Ontology annotation, cellular component: membrane. Bases 107 to 1021 code for a protein of 304 amino acids. The record is from RefSeq and is a predicted model, not a curated record. Gene Ontology annotation, biological process: cell-cell adhesion. The transcript has 5 exons.
UUGUUCCAGCAUAGUUCCCUGUAGAGUUGCCAGGGUGGUUCAAGUUGGAAUUUUCUGUCUGUCGACAACCAUUUAAAAAAAAGAAAAAAAGAAAAGAAACAGUACCAUGGGAAACAACUUUCUUAUUUGGAUACUCGUACUUUGCAUGUUUUAUAAAGUGUCAGGAGAAGGUUGCUCCCUUAUUCUCAAGCCGUCCAGGGUUGUGGUGGGCUUUGGGGAGUCAGUGACAGUCAGCUGUGAAGCCACACGCCCAGUUCGUGUCAUGGGCUGGGAGUCGGCCAUCGGAGCGGUGCACACACAGGAGGACCGGUCUGUCCAGUGGAAGGUAGACAGCCUUAUUGAGUGGAUAGAGGAGCCCAUCUGCUAUGGGGUUUUUUUCACAGCUCCGAGACAGUGUGAAGAGAAACUCAACCUUGUUCUUUACAAAACUCCAGACAGCAUUUCUAUCAGGCAGACAAACCACACUGGCCCCAUGGUGGAAGGAAAAGAGUACCAGCUGCUCUGUGAGGUUCAGAAUAUCGCUCCUGUUCAGUACCUCACACUGAGGUGGUACCGAGGUCAGACUGAGGUCUAUCAGCACUCCUUCUCUGACCUCACAUCAUCUUCCCCUGUACAAGUGUCCUCUAUCCUUGUCAUCACACCAACAAAAGCAGAAAACGAUGCAGAGUAUAAGUGUGUAGCGGAGCUGGAUCUUGGACCAGAGGGACCACAACCGCCUCCUACUCUGGGCUCAGAGCCCCUCGCUGUGUCCAUAUACUUUCCCCCAACAUUUCUAAGUCCUGAAACAGAGGUGUUAGACUUUACAGCAGGAGCUGAAGUCACCUUAAACUGCACAGCCAUGGGAAACCCUGUGCCUGUAUACAGCUGGCAGUCCAUCCAUCCCACAGAAGAGAAAAUGAAGGCAGAAGCUGUUAUUACUUCCUCCUCGCUGCUCCCAGGCACUUACACAUGCACUGCCUCAAACACGCUGGAAAAAAAGAGCAAGCAGUUCAUUAUCAAAGAAAAGAUCAAAGGUGUGUGAAGCUUGCUAUCUUACAACGAAUCAGUUGGCACGCUGUCUGACUCACAGGGAAAAUUCAUCUGAACUGAUUUAACUGUUGUUGCAUUGAAGAUGGAAAUUCUGACACUAUGACACAUUUAGGAUUGAGCAGAUGUUGAUAAGGAUCAACAUCUGCUGAGUUAGAUACCAUAGAGAAAAUGUUAUGUAAUUGUCAUAUCUAUAUAUAUCAUAUAUAUAUACCCUAAUCUGAUUUAGGGUAGAUUUCAUAUUUUAGAAUUUACAUGUGAUGUUUGUUGUAUAGCAAAUAUUUAUGAUAGUGUUAUUUACCUACUAAUUUAAUAAAUUUAUGGAACAUUUCAGACAUACUUACUAUUGGCACUGAAAUGAAUAGCAGCAGGGAAUUGCUGUAAAUACGAGCUGUUUCUUGGUUUGAUUUUCUUAUUGUUAUCAAUAAAAAAUAAGCUUUUUACUAA